GUCGACGGUGUGCCACCAGUGUGAUUAAUCAUUCUAUUCGGCAAUUUUUCGGCCACAGGGAUGCAGAAGGCAAAUUUAUUCUCCGCUGUCAUCCUCCUGGUGUUGUCACAACAGUGCGCACUAGGGAGAUACUUCAAUCUGACUGAAUACCUGGAACAACCGCGCUACCCGACACACGAAAGAAACUGGGGGAUUCACCGUUCGUAUUCUCCUUUAGUAAUCCCUCGAGACGUUUCGUACCUGCCGGAGGAUGAUUACGAUAAUCAGGGGGACAGUGACACUGUCGAGAAAAUUGAAGAAGAAACCCAGCGUCAGUUGGAGAGAAACGACAGGAACUUGAGGCCAGAGUAUCGAAACUUGUGCGAAACGAGGACUCGGAAGGUGCAACUCAGCGAUGACGAGUUUGAAUAUCAGCCGCCGCAUUAUCAUGAGAUAUACUGCAAGAGCUAUGCACUCAUUGAUCAUUCUGUGCGCAAUCCUGUGAAGCCCCCCAGACAGCUAUGUGCUCAUCCUGGAUUCCACUGUGUACAACGAAGCAGGACUAUUUCCUUGGUGCGACGUCGAUGGUCUGAUACUUGCUGGGAGGCAAUAGGUAAGGAAAUCGCCAGUGGAUGCGACUGCAUGUGGCCUGUUGCGAACCUUGGGGACAUCACCGCGCAUUAUUGAAGGGGAAUCACUGGUUGAAUUUAUUUCAGAAUGACGAACUUUCAGUAUUACUACCUCUUGUAACUUUGA
This is a messenger RNA of Diachasma alloeum, 735 nucleotides long. RefSeq lists its product as uncharacterized. The transcript has 4 exons. The coding region runs from base 61 to 666 and encodes 201 amino acids. The record is from RefSeq and is a predicted model, not a curated record. NCBI's taxonomy places the organism in Eukaryota, Metazoa, Arthropoda, Insecta, Hymenoptera, Braconidae.